This is a messenger RNA of Penicillium taxi, 1620 nucleotides long. RefSeq names its product feruloyl esterase. Lineage: Eukaryota; Fungi; Ascomycota; Eurotiomycetes; Eurotiales; Aspergillaceae. The transcript has 3 exons. The record is from RefSeq and is a predicted model, not a curated record. Bases 1 to 1620 code for a protein of 539 amino acids.
AUGAAGAGUCUUCUCGCAUUCGCUGUAUUUCCGCUAGCAGCUGUAUAUGCUGCUUGCACUGAUCUAGACUUUGAUUACUCUGAUGUUACCGAGCACUGUGGUGAUCUCUUCAACUUUACUGGAGAUGCUGGUCUAGAGGCUCCAACAGUCGUUACCAAUGUGACUUAUAUCCCGGCAGACAAUGAGACCGACGUACCGGCCUAUUGUGAAGUAUACGGCUACAUUGAUGGGUAUACAAAGUUUGCCCUUGCGCUGCCAGCUGAAGGGAAAGACUGGAGCGGCAACUUCCAAUCUCAAGGUUGCGGUGGUAGUUGCGGUAUCUUGGGGCUAUAUUACGUCUAUGGCUACGGAUCACUUGGAUGGGCUUAUGACAUUUUGAAGAGGGGCUGGAUUGCCUCCUCUAACGAUAUGGGCCACGAAAAUGGAGCAAAUGACACUUUGUCGACAUGGUCCUUUUUCAGAAACAAUCGUACCGAGGAAUACCUCUUCGCCUCACUGUCUACACAUCAGACUGCAGUGAUGGGCAAGGCGAUGGCUGAGUUCUACUAUGGCAAGCCCGUGAAGCGUUCCUACUUCCGAGGAGGCUCGACCGGAGGUCGCCAAGCCUUGGUGGCAGCUGCCCGAUACCCUCACGACUAUGACGGUAUCAUCGCCGGAUACGCCGCCAUCAAUGAGACUGCUAUUGGUGCUAUCCAAUUUGUCUAUCUUGCUCAGGCUAGCACCUACGAAAAUGGUACUCAGAUUCUCUACCAAGAGGAUCUCAGGACUCUCAACGCUGGGGCCAUCAAGGCUUGCGACGCAAAUGAUGGACUUGUCGACGGUAUGAUUGACCUCGCAUACGAGUGUGUAUUUGACCCGUUGGAUGUGCUGUGUACCGCAAACCAAACAAGCGGGUGUUUGUCCUCCAUGGAUAAAGUCAAUGCCGCCCGAGCCAUGUACGGGUAUCCUUCAAACAACGUCACUGACAAGGUCAUCCCGGUUGCUUACCUUCCUGGAUCAGAGCUCGAGUGGUCUAUGUGGGCAGCUGACUACGCCUCGCCCAACUAUGGCGUACAUUUUGCCCAGAACUUCAGUAUCAAUGCUGCCUACCAGAAAGAUCUCCCCUGGACAUGGACCAUCAGGGACCAAGACUGGGAUACAAUGCCCUACGAGACGGGCUUUAUGGAGGAUAUAUAUUCCGCCGAUUUCACUGCUCUAAAUGUCUUCCGCGCCCGCGGAGGCAAGCUCAUCCAUUAUCAAGGUUGGGGUGACGGCAAUGUUGCCGCCGGUUGGAACUACAAUCUGUAUAAGACAUCAGCUGAUUUAAUCGGUAUCGACAACCUGGCCGAUUUCCAUCGCUUCUUCUUGUAUCCACAGAUGGCACACAUCGAUCUGAGCGACAACAGUACUGUAGCCUGGCGGGUGGACUACUACGAUCUCAUUGAGGAUUGGGUUGAGAACGGCGUUGCUCCCGACAAACUGGUUAUUGAGCGAUACAACCUGACAAGCGAGGAGACGAUUGAUUACCGACCCUACUGGCCGUACCCAUACACCAGCAACUACACAGGGUCAGGAUUGACUGGGAAUUACUCCGAUGUGGAAGACUGGGAACCUAUCUUGGUUUCGGAAUGUGAGAACUAA